Messenger RNA from Cuscuta epithymum, 1098 nucleotides. The record is from the annotation of a GenBank genome assembly. Lineage: Eukaryota; Viridiplantae; Streptophyta; Magnoliopsida; Solanales; Convolvulaceae.
GUUCCGAUCUUUAAUUAUAAUUUAGUAUUCGUGUUAAGAAUAUGACAUUUUGCUUUCAUUUCACACAAUAUAUAUCAUUUACAAAUUAUGUCGUAUCGCUAUUACAUUAUAAUAUCCCGCGCAUCGCGCGGGUGAAAAUCUAGUUUCCUCAAAAAUAAAAGAAUUUGGAAAGGUACGAGUUUUUAUUAGGUCCCAUGCUCCCACUACGAGAAAGAAGAAAGCCACGUUUUCUCUCUCAUACACUGAUCAUGGGUCAAAACAAAUCAACUCUUCCUGACUUUAUCAUCUCUUUUUAGUGGGCUGACAAACAUUUCCAGAUCUCUCUCCGCCUGAUCUUCCAUGUCCGAAACUCAGCAACGAUUCCGCGGCGUCCGGCAACGCCGUAUGGGAUGGACCGCCGAAAUUCGCCACCCUCUUCUGAAGAACAAAAUAUGCAUAGGAACAUACAAAAAAGCAGAGGACGCGGCGAGGGCGUACGACGAAGCUGCGAGGCUGAUACACGGAGAAAAGGCGAAACAGAAUUUCCCUUACGAAGCCGCUAGUGAUGAUUCGGAAUCAUCUACGUCAGUGAAGUUCCUUUCUGCUAAACUGAUUGCUAAAAUUCAAAGGUGUCAAAAGGCAUCGGUCGAUCUCGCUAAAAGUCUCGCCGGUGCGUCCCGCGGCCAAAAGUAUCUAUCUCCGACGGCGGUUAGUAGCGGAGUUGGAGUUGCCGAGAAGAAGAACGAGCGAAACGGCAGCAUCGAUCCGCCGGAGAGUUCAGUGGGAUGUCAAGGUCGCUGACUCGCAUGUGUGUGGACAAGAAUUGAUCAAGGCUUAGGCUCGUCUAUUGGAUGUUUAUCACUUUAUUGCAUAAAAAACUGUUUAAACUCACCCUUGCUCACUUUUAUACAUGUCUGUGUAAAUAUGUCUUGUAAAUUAUUCUGAUUGACGGACAAAAAAAUAUCCUUCACAAACAUGGUGGGUAUAAGAAGUUAAGGUAUUUUGUCUGUGUAUCACGAGCGUUAAGCUAUUUUUAGUUAUGCCACUGUUACGUCAUUCACCCUUUUGGAUUUUUUUCCUGUGUAGUAUCGACUAUUAAAAACGACACUUUUCGUAAAU